Messenger RNA from Phragmites australis (common reed), 1923 nucleotides. RefSeq names its product ethylene-responsive transcription factor RAP2-13-like. Bases 669 to 1646 code for a protein of 325 amino acids. The transcript has a single exon. Gene Ontology annotation, molecular function: DNA binding; DNA-binding transcription factor activity. Gene Ontology annotation, biological process: regulation of DNA-templated transcription. The record is from RefSeq and is a predicted model, not a curated record. Lineage: Eukaryota; Viridiplantae; Streptophyta; Magnoliopsida; Poales; Poaceae.
AACAGCGAGGAAGAGAUGCUCGCCUCCCUUUGCGUGCACGGCCGGAGCCUGGCUGGCACUAUAUAAAGCCCUUGCUGUGAAGCCUUUCUUCCCCAGAGAGACGCCUCAACCCAGCCCGACCACCAAGAACACCAAGCCACACCCCAUCCACUCCACGGUGAGGUUGAGCGAUCCGAGCAAAUCAUCCGCGACGCAGCGACAGGUUUGUUCUCUGAACUCUCUGGUUCUUUUUAGCAGCAGGGACGGACGCACAAGAAAGGUCCGGUUCAAGAAGGCUCUUCUUUUGGGUUUAUUUGAUCAAAAGAAGCGUGUUCUUGGGUUAGGAUUUUUUCUCACCUCACUCAGCUCACCUAGGAGGAACAGAGAUCCAGAGAACCUUUUUUCUGAUCUGGAUUCUUGCCGCUUUUUAGCCUUCCUUUUGCCUCUGUAACACCAGAAAGGGUUCUUUUGCAAUACCCUCCUGGUUCAUCCCCUUUUUCUUUUCUCACAACCCGAUUAAACCCCCUUGUUUCUCUACUUUUAUUGAGGAACAGGGCUAAUUUUCAAGCUUUUUCUACUUUGAUUCUUGCAUCAAAAGCACCUUUUAUUUCUUCCUGUUUUUAGUUCUCCGCGUACAUUUCUUCUUCUUCUUCUUCCUUCAGCUCCAUCCAAGCUUCUAUCUAGUCCUAAUGGCCACGGCUAUAGAUAUAUACAAGUACACACACCAGGUCGCCACCACCACCUCUGCUUCGGAUCAGGAGCUCAUGAAAGCACUCGAACCUUUUAUACGGAGUGCUUCCUCCUCUUCGUCUUCCUUCCCCUACAACUACUACUCUCCUUCGUCCAUGACCCAAGAUUCUUACAUGCCUACACCCUCUUACACCUCCCUCGCAACCCUGCCUCUUCCUACCACCGCCACCUCCUCCUCGUCCUCUUUCUCGCCGCUUCCGCCACUCUACCCGUCGCCUUACGCUGCUUCAGCGGCGUCAGGCAUGACCGGGUCCAUGGGCUUAACCCAGCUCGGCCCGGCCCAGAUUCAGGUCCAGUUCUUGGCGCAGCAGCAACAGAGGGGCCUUCACGCGACGUUCUUGGGCCCGCGGGCGCAGCCGAUGAAGCAGUCCGGGUCGUCGCCGCUGGCUGCGACCGGGGCGGCGCAAUCGAAGCUGUACCGCGGCGUGCGGCAGCGGCACUGGGGCAAGUGGGUGGCGGAGAUCCGCCUCCCCAAGAACCGGACGCGGCUGUGGCUCGGCACCUUCGACACCGCCGAGGACGCGGCGCUCGCCUACGACAAGGCGGCCUUCCGCCUCCGUGGCGACCUGGCCCGCCUCAACUUCCCCUCCCUCCGUCGCGGCGGCACGCACCUCGCCGGCCCACUCCACGCCUCCGUCGACGCCAAGCUCACCGCCAUCUGCCAGUCCCUCGCCGGCAAGAACAGCUCCCCCGCCGCUGAGUCUGCCUCGUCCCCGCUGGACUCGCCCAAGUGCUCGGUGUCGACGGAGGGGGAGGAGUCAGUCUCCGCCGGCUCCUCACCCUCUUCCACACUGGCACCGCCCGUGCCGGAGAUGGUGAAGCUGGACUUCACAGAGACGCCGUGGGACGAGACGGAAGCCUUCCACCUGUGCAAGUACCCAUCCUGGGAGAUCGACUGGGACUCCAUCCUCUCAUGAACAAUCAACUCAACUACUAGUAGUAGCAAGAUUUAGUCAGCUCAAUUGCGAUGUAAAUUUGCUUCAGAAUUUGCAGCUGCAGUGGCUCGAUGGCAUUUUAGACAUGGGCUAUGGCUGCUGCGAGUAGCAGCAACUAGCUGGUUUGGUACCUCGUGCAGUGUUGUGUUGUAGUAGUACGGUGUUCAUCUCCUGGUUUUGCUGCCGGUUGUUUUUCACGGCAGGGCCAGUCGAGAAAGUGUAAUCCCUUGUUAUUAUCUGUUGCAGCUUAAUUCUUCCA